AUGGCUGAAUCACCAAAUUACGCUAGAAUGACAAAUGAGGUGACAGUUGCUUCUUCAUCAUAUGGUGGAAGUAUUUCGAUCUCCUUCAAUAGUGAUAAUGUCCAAAUGACAAGGGGCGAAGUCAUUAAUAUGAACGGAGCCAAACUACGAGGUAUCUACCGUACUAGUAAGAUGGUUGCACAGCUUUUGGACGGUGUUAUUUUGAAAGUACUUGGUGGUGCCAGAGAUGAGCAAGAAGUUCAGAUUAUCAAUCCAGAAUAUAUUCAUGUACUAGUGCAGUGUUAUACAGAUGAAAGAUUUGUUGAGGUGUUAGCUGAUCAUGACUCUGGAAGAAUGAAAAGCGUUUGCAAGAAGAAUUUUCGAAGAUUGGUAUUGAUGUACAGGAAUUGA
Paramuricea clavata is the source of this 390-nucleotide messenger RNA. The record is from the annotation of a GenBank genome assembly. Lineage: Eukaryota; Metazoa; Cnidaria; Anthozoa; Malacalcyonacea; Plexauridae.